Puccinia triticina is the source of this 2454-nucleotide messenger RNA. RefSeq lists its product as uncharacterized. The record is from RefSeq and is a predicted model, not a curated record. NCBI's taxonomy places the organism in Eukaryota, Fungi, Basidiomycota, Pucciniomycetes, Pucciniales, Pucciniaceae. The coding region runs from base 1 to 2454 and encodes 817 amino acids. The transcript is spliced from 7 exons.
AUGAACCCAACCGAAGCCAAGCCCGCAACGACAACCACUGCCAUCGCUACUAAUGAACAUCAUCCAGUUUAUUCAAGAGAACAUCUUGCCAGGCUCGAUUCCCAUCUGGAGCUCAUUAGCGCCUUGACUCAUUUGGAAUCAGUCGAAUGUCAAGUUGACCAGUCUCUUUCUAAGCUCCUAUCUUCAUCAGAUAGGAUUGACUCUGCCCUCAAUACGAUUGGUGAAAUCGAACCGAUUGUCCAGGACCUGUCAGAAGAUGCUGCAGCUUUGCACGAAGUGGUAAUCGAACGAGCCGAAGUCGCUGAGAGGUUAUCAAGCAAGGUUCGUGUGCUCGAUUUGGAACAAAGUCGAGUCAAAGAUUGUAUCGACCGCGUUCAAUCGGCGGCGGAGCUCAAGGAUGCAUUCAAUCAACUUUUUCAAGCAAUCGAAUAUGCUGAUUGGGAGGCUGCAACCCGACAUGUCCAACGGGCCAACGCAAUCGAUCGCGCAUUUCUUACCAGUCAAUUUGUCGAAGCUGUUGUGCCAACAGCCAAUAUUCCUGAACCGCCAGCUAUUGCAUUAGAAAACUUGAUCAUUCAGUUGACCGAAACCUUCCUCAAGUCUUUCAACGCGGCGGCUCAAGUCAAGGAUGAAGCUGCUACAACACGUUUUUUCAAACUUUUCCCACUCCUCGGGCCAUCUGCAUCAGAAUCUGGUCUUUCGGCUUAUUCCGAUUUCGUUCGCACCUUAAUUUCUGUUCCCUCAUCGAUCACUCGACCAACGGACGGAGCCAAACCAGCGAGCAUCGUCAUCCAGCUUACUUCAAUUGUUGAACAGCUUGCUCUGAUCAUUGACCAACACCAAGGCGUUGUUGAUAAAUACUAUGGGCCGCGCUCGAUGGUCACUGUUGCGUUAAAGCUGAACAAAGAACUAGAUCGCUUGAUGGUGCGAUUGCUAUCUGCGUGGGAGACCGAUCAACAGCUCAACCGUAAGCUUCUAAGCGUACAACGAUACUCCUUCGCGACCCAGAACCAACUUCUUGCUGCAAUCAAUAACUACGGAUCCGUAAACCCUCUCAACUCUCCCGCUGCAUUGCACAGCUCCUUGCGGUCACUAGCUGGCAAUGUCCAGAGGACGUAUAACCUACCUCAGAGCUCUGUAUCAAGUCUGAAUUCAACUGCAGUAGUCUCACAUGAAGAAGACACAGAAGAUCCUCGAGAAAUUGAUUUUUUAAUCGCUGAACUGGCCGGCAUGAGUUCCCGAUGGCAAACCUACAGGAGAUUCCUAUGUGGCAGGUUUGGCGAAUUUAACCUCAAUGAAACGCAAAACAUACUGGAACGGCCAGAUGAACCGCAAUCACCUAUUUCACCCUCCACUGUUCCGAAAGAACAGCAUGCGUCGCCACCCGCGCAUAUUAGCAAACAAUUUGAGCAACUGGGGCAAACAGAGCUGAGCCAAAAACUGAAUGAAAAUUUGGAACGUUUCUAUCUACCUCUCGAAGCGUGGUAUCUCAGAAUCAACAUUGAAAAGGCACAUUCAGCCGAUGAGAUGGACCUGAGUGGAUCGCCGUAUCUUUCCUCCGCCCUAGACGAUACGUUUUAUAUGGCCAAAAAAGUUAUACUCAGGUUGAUGAGCGUAGGAAACGUAAAAUGUGUUCGGGCUGGUUUACUCAAAAUUGAAGAGACAAUACAAAGAGAUUUUGGAGAGAAAGAAAAGAGGGAAAAAUCAGUUCGAAAUUCGUGUGUCGUUUACUUGAAUAAUCUGAGUAUGGCUUCCGAAUACGUUGUUCGGCUGGUCGACGAAGUCACAAAUGGUCCCACACUCACCCAAAACUUUUUCGUCCCGGUUGAAAUUGACGAAAUAAAAUCCUGUCUGGCGGAGAUGUACAGGCUUUCAAAAAAAUUAGCAGGAAUCAAUAAGAGUGGUCUAGAGCAACUCUUCAACCAACUUAUACGUCCCAAGAUUCGGCCAAUCGUAUCAGACUGUUAUAAGGACGUCACGUAUGUAUUAGAUGAUCAAUCCUAUGCGGAGGCUGAGGUUCAAGAUCUAUUUCGGAAGCGGUUUCAAAAAGCUUGGGAAUCUUUAAUGGAUCCAUAUCGAGACUCAAUGACCACAGAGAACUUUAAAGAAUUAAUCGGGAUGACAGUGAAUCUGAUCGUAAGGACGUGGGAGAACAUGAUCAAGAACCAAAAAUUUAAUGAAUUAGGAUCGAUCAAAUUCGAUAAAGAUAUUCGAAGCAUCUCAUCGUUCUUAUCUAAUCAAACCUCCUUUGGGAUCUCGUUGAUCAAUGAAUCGUUUAUCAGGUUGAAACAAAUCUCAUCUUUGUUGCUCAUCAAAAGUAUCGAGGAUCACAACGAUGGCGAUAAUCAGAACGAGGAUGAUGACCAAGUCUUGAAAAACUUCCUCGUCGCUGAAGACAUUGAUUGGCGGUUGAACAUGUCCGAAAUUAAAAACGUUUUAGCUCAAAAAAUCUGA